UAGUAUAAAUAGCAACUACCGUCGGCCAGCCCAAACAAUCUCUGACAUUAUUUUCAUCAAAAAGAAAAAAAACGAUCAAUUCAAUUCGAUCCCAAAGGAGGCUGAUAACCCUCACCAAAUCCUUUCUUCUAAAGGUAUUUUUCUUUUUAAUCCUCCGAAGCAGAUAAACGCGGUAAUUUCGGAUUUGAUUCGAGGUCCCGUAAUCGUUGAGGCCAUCUGUUUAAGCGGAGAUCGGAGCGAUGGCGGAGUCUGCCAAUGGAGAUCAUCAGCACACCAUCACGAGGCCGCCUCCGACCCCUUCUCCUCUGCGAUUUUCCAAAUUCUUUCAGGCUAAUCUGCGGAUCUUGGUUACCGGGGGUGCCGGAUUUAUUGGGUCUCAUCUGGUUGACAGGUUGAUGGAAAACGAGAAACAUGAGGUUAUUGUCGUGGAUAACUAUUUUACUGGUUCAAAAGAUAACCUCAAAAGGUGGAUUGGGCACCCAAGAUUUGAGCUUAUUCGACAUGAUGUUACGGAAACAUUGCUGGUAGAGGUUGAUCAGAUCUAUCAUCUUGCUUGUCCUGCUUCUCCAAUUUUCUACAAAUACAACCCUGUAAAGACCAUAAAGACAAACGUCAUUGGCACCUUAAACAUGUUGGGGCUUGCAAAGAGAGUUGGAGCAAGGAUCUUACUUACAUCAACCUCAGAGGUUUAUGGUGAUCCUCUUGAGCAUCCCCAGAACGAAGAGUACUGGGGCAAUGUUAACCCAAUUGGAGUAAGGAGUUGCUAUGAUGAGGGGAAGCGUGUGGCAGAGACUUUAAUGUUCGAUUAUCACAGGCAGCAUGGCAUAGAAAUUCGAAUUGCUAGAAUUUUUAAUACAUAUGGACCACGGAUGAACAUUGAUGAUGGUCGUGUAGUGAGUAACUUCAUAGCCCAAGCACUCCGAGGUGAACACUUAACAGUUCAAGCACCAGGAACACAAACUCGAAGUUUCUGUUACGUUUCUAACAUGGUUGAUGGCCUUAUUCGCCUGAUGGAAGGAGAUCAUACUGGUCCAAUCAACAUAGGAAACCCAGGUGAAUUUACAAUGAUGGAGCUUGCAGAAACUGUGAAGGAGUUGAUUGACCCAACAGUACAAGUGAAGAUUGUGGAGAAUACACCUGAUGAUCCACGUCAGAGGAAGCCUGAUAUCACAAAGGCCAAGGAACUGCUUGGCUGGGAGCCCAAGGUAACAUUACGUGAGGGUUUGCCGCUCAUGGAAGAGGAUUUCCGUCAGCGUCUUGUCGUGCCCAAAAGCCAAAACAAUUAAGGCUCCAUGGAUAUCUAGCUCUAGAUUGACUGCAUUCAGUCUGCAUUUUUGCAAGCUUGUGCAUGUUGGAUCUCUUCAUAAUAAAUGUGGUGUCCUGUCUAUCUAAUAAAGAUAUGUGCAUUGUCGACACUGGAUCAGAGGAAUACCUUCUUAAUCUUGCAACGAGCUUGUAUUGAGAUUAGUCAUGCAUCAGUUAUAAUGAAGAAGCAAAUCAUGAAAUUUAUAAAAUUGGUUUUUUUUUUCCGCCUCUUA
Molecule: messenger RNA, 1538 nt
Organism: Phoenix dactylifera (date palm)
Lineage: Eukaryota; Viridiplantae; Streptophyta; Magnoliopsida; Arecales; Arecaceae
Product: UDP-glucuronic acid decarboxylase 6-like
Biological process (GO): D-xylose metabolic process
Cellular component (GO): cytoplasm
Molecular function (GO): NAD+ binding; UDP-glucuronate decarboxylase activity
Source: RefSeq, a predicted model, not a curated record